Molecule: messenger RNA, 16014 nt
Organism: Chelonia mydas (Green sea turtle)
Lineage: Eukaryota; Metazoa; Chordata; Testudines; Cheloniidae
Gene: ABCA2
Product: ATP binding cassette subfamily A member 2
Exons: 50
Coding region: 308-7840 (2510 amino acids)
Biological process (GO): transmembrane transport; lipid transport
Cellular component (GO): membrane; intracellular membrane-bounded organelle
Molecular function (GO): ATP binding; lipid carrier activity; ABC-type transporter activity
Source: RefSeq, a predicted model, not a curated record
GCCGCAGACCAAGGGCCGGCCCCCGCCAGCGCACCUCCACCUGCGGGGCUGCCGAGCGCCACCGGCCCGCCUCUGCGGGGCGAGCAACCUGCCCCCGAGCGGCGCGGCCUCGCCCGGCACGGCACGGCUCGGCUCCCCGCCCCCUCGCCCUGCUGCCAGCGGGCUCCAGCGGCUGACAGCGGCCGGCCCCGGGAAAGCCCCGAUCUCCGCCGCCAGCGCACAAAGCCCCGGGGCGGCGGGCCAGGACGUUGCUCCCGUUCCCCCAGGGCGCAGGAGCCGCUGGCGCGGCCUCCCGGGGCGCGCCAACAUGGGGUUCCUGCACCAGCUGCAUCUCCUGCUCUGGAAGAACGUGACUCUCAAGCGCAGGAGCCCGUGGGUGCUGGCCUUUGAGAUCUUCAUCCCCUUGGUCCUCUUCUUCAUCCUCCUGGGGCUGCGACAGAAGAAGCCCACCAUCCCCGUGAAGGAAGUCUCUUUCUACACAGCAGCCCCUCUCACCUCGGCCGGGAUCCUGCCGGUGAUGCAGUCCUUAUGCCCCGAUGGCCAGAGAGACGAGUUUGGAUUCCUGCAGUAUUCCAAUUCCACCGUGACCCAGCUCCUGGAGCGGCUCAAUGAGGUGGUGGAAGAGAGCAACCUGUUUGACCCGCAGCACCCUGGGCUGGAGGAGGAGCUGGAGUCCCUGCGGCGGCAGCUGGAGUCCCUCAGCAACAGCGAGCCCAGCUCCAUGGAGACCCACUUCGACAGCCGGGCAGCGUCUCGCUUCACACUGGGCUCCGCGGUGAAGGACCAGAGUGAACUUCAUCGCUUCCUCACUCGGAACCUCUCCCUGCCCAACGAGACGGCCCAGCUGCUGCUAGGCUCCAACAUCAACCUCAAAGAGGUAUAUCGCCUGUUUUUCGGCUCCGCCCCCGCCUCGGCAGACGACGCCCACGAGAGAGAGCCCUGGGACCGGUUCAGUGCUGGGGAAAAGAUUCUCCAGCUGGAGGAGAGCCUCCUGGGCGGGUGGAGAAACUUGGAAGACGGGCUGAUCCACAGGGCCCUGCGCGACCCCAAGAGAUCCACCCACAGGCAGGCCCUGCUGCACCUCCUGUCCCAGGCCCUGGGUCUGGCCGGCACCCCCUCCGAGGCCUCUGCUUCCUACAGCCCCCAGGCUUUUGUGAAGGAGAUGGAGAGCAUCCUCUUCACGCCAUCGGUGCUGGAGCACCUGACCUGUGACCAGGAUCAGGAGGAACUGAAGCAGAUCCUGAGUGUCCCUGAGAGCCGACAGCCCUGGCUGCAGGCCUACCGGGCCACUGUCUGCAACGGGAGCACCAGCAUCCGCCGGGAGCACUUCACACAGCUGGGCAUGGAGCUCAAGGAGCAGCUGGACGUGCACAAAGUCGUCAGCAGGCUCAAGCUGGAUGAGGUGAACAGCACAGCGGCCCAGCACCGGCUUCACGCCCUCCUGGAGGACCUGGUGGAGAUGGAGAAGGUUCUGAAGGACGUGGACAUCCUCUCGGCUCUGGCGAAGCUGCUGCCCCAGGGCGCCUGUGCCAGCAAAGCACCCCCACCCGCCACCAACAGCACCAGCUGGGGUGGCAACUUCACCGCCGGCGCCAACUCCACCACGGAGGAGGGUGACAGGGAGCCCGUGGGAGAGAACCCCCAGGGCCAGUGCUCAGCCUUCGUGCAGCUCUGGGCAGGACUGCAGCCCAUCCUGUGCGGGAAUAACCGCACCAUCGAGCCUGAGGCCCUGAAGCAAGGCAACAUGAGCUCCUUGGGCUUCACCAGCAAGGAGCAGCGUAACCUGGGGCUGCUGGUGCACCUCAUGACCAGCAAUCCCAAGAUCCUUUACUCGCCCGUCGGGACGGAGGUGGACAAGGUCAUCCUGAAGGCCAAUGAGACCUUUGCCUUUGUCGGGAACGUGACUCGCUACGCCCAGGUCUGGCUGAACAUCUCCUCCGAGAUACGGGGCUUCCUGGAGGAGGGCAAACUGCAGCGACGGAUCCGCUGGCUUCAGGAGUUCACCAAUGACCUCCACAAGCACCCCGAGAUCCUGAACGCCUCGGACAACAACCUCCUCCGCAGCUUCAUUGACAGCAACUUCUCGCUGCCCAACGCCAGCGCUCUGCUGCAGCAGCUGGACACCAUCGACAACGCCGCCUGUGGCUGGAUCCAGUUCAUGGCCAAGGUCAGCGUGGACAUCUUCAAGGGCUUCCCUGACGAGGAGAGCAUUGUGAACUACACGCUGAACCAGGCGUACCAGGACAACGUCACGGUGUUUGCCAGUGUGAUCUUCCAGACCAACAAGGAUGGCUCCCUGCCCCCCCACGUGAUGUACAAGAUCCGGCAGAAUUCCAGUUUCACCGAGAAGACCAACGAGAUCAGGCGGGCAUACUGGCGCCCGGGCCCCAACACGGGCGGGCGCUUCUACUUCCUUUACGGGUUCGUGUGGAUCCAGGACAUGAUGGAGCGAGCCAUAAUCAACACCUUUGUGGGCCACGAUGUGGUGGAGCCCGGCAACUACGUGCAGAUGUUCCCGUACCCGUGUUACACCAGGGACGAUUUCCUGUUCGUCAUCGAGCAUAUGAUGCCCUUGUGCAUGGUGAUCUCCUGGGUCUAUUCGGUGGCGAUGAUGAUCCAACACAUUGUGGCGGAGAAGGAGCAUCGGCUGAAAGAGGUGAUGAAGAUGAUGGGCCUGAAUAACGCAGUCCACUGGGUGGCCUGGUUCAUCACCGGCUUUGUCCAGCUCUCCAUCUCCGUCACCGCACUCACUGCCAUCCUGAAGUAUGGCAAGGUCCUGAUGCACAGUGACGUCUUCAUCAUCUGGCUCUUCCUCGCCAUCUACGCCGUGGCCACCAUCAUGUUCUGUUUCCUGGUGUCCGUGCUCUAUUCCAAGGCCAAGCUGGCCUCAGCCUGCGGGGGCAUCAUCUACUUCCUGAGCUACGUCCCCUACAUGUACGUCGCCAUCCGGGAGGAAGUGGCCCACGACAAGAUCACGGCCUUCGAGAAGUGCAUUGCCUCUCUCAUGUCGACCACGGCCUUCGGGCUGGGCUCCAAAUACUUUGCGCUGUACGAGGUGGCCGGCGUGGGCAUCCAGUGGCACACCUUCAGCCAGUCACCCGUGGAAGGCGACGACUUCAACCUGCUGCUCUCCAUGAUGAUGCUGAUCGUGGAUGCCGUGGUCUACGGUGUGCUGACAUGGUACAUUGAGGCCGUGCACCCAGGCAUGUACGGGCUCCCCCGGCCCUGGUACUUCCCCUUCCAGAAGUCCUACUGGCUCGGGAACGGGCGGGUCGAAACCUGGGAAUGGACCUGGCCCUGGUCUAGAACCACCCGGCUCAGCAUCAUGGAGGAGGAUCAGGCCUGCGCCAUGGAGAACAGGCGGCUGGAGGAGACACGUGGCAUAGAGGAGGAGCCGAACCACUUGCCGCUCGUCGUGUGCGUGGACAAGCUCACCAAGGUCUACAAGACUGACAAGAAGCUGGCACUGAACAAGCUGAGCCUGAACCUCUAUGAGAACCAAGUGGUGUCCUUCCUGGGGCACAAUGGGGCGGGCAAGACCACCACUAUGUCCAUCCUGACUGGCCUCUUCCCCCCGACCUCGGGCUCUGCUACCAUCUAUGGCCAUGACAUCCGUACAGAGAUGGACGAGAUCCGGAAGAACCUGGGCAUGUGUCCCCAACACAACGUGCUCUUUGAUAAACUGACGGUGGAAGAGCACCUCUGGUUCUACUCGCAGCUUAAGAGCAUGGCGGAGGAGGAGAUCCGCAAGGAGAUGGACAAGAUGAUCGAAGACCUGGAACUGUCCAACAGGCGGCACUCCCUGGUGCAGACUCUGUCAGGAGGGAUGAAGAGGAAGCUGUCGGUGGCCAUCGCCUUCGUGGGUGGAUCGCGGGCUGUUAUCUUGGAUGAGCCCACUGCUGGUGUUGACCCAUACGCACGUAGGGCUAUUUGGGAUCUGAUCCUCAAAUACAAACCCGGAAGGACCAUCCUGCUCUCCACACAUCACAUGGAUGAGGCCGACCUGCUCGGGGACCGCAUCGCCAUCAUCUCUCACGGCAAGCUCAAGUGCUGUGGCUCCCCGCUCUUCCUCAAGAGCACCUACGGGGAUGGCUACAAGCUGACGGUGGUGAAGAAGCAGUCAGACUCCAGGAAUGGCACAGACUCAGGGCAGACGCACAGCCCUCUCUCCCACUCCUCCGCCAGCCCCUGCUCUGAGCCUCGCGUCACCCAGUUCAUUAAGAAGUACGUGGCCUCCUGCCUGCUGAUCUCCAACACCAACACGGAGCUCUCCUACAUCCUGCCCAGCGAGGCCGUCAAGAAGGGCUGCUUCGAGAGGCUCUUCCAGCACCUGGAGCAGAGCCUGGGGGAGCUGGAGCUGACCAGCUUUGGGCUGAUGGACACUACCCUGGAGGAGGUCUUCCUCAAGGUGUCGGAGGAGGACCUGUCCCUGGAGAACAGCGACGUUGACAUGAAGGAGUCCAAGAAAGAUGCCCUGCAGCCACCGGCUCCCCACAUGGGCCUGAAGCCCGAGGCCAACGGGGAGCCCCUUCCUGACGUGGAGGCACCCGAGAAGCCGGAGGUGGAGCUCAGCAACCUGGUGGCCUGCUCCAACCUGACCCAGUCGCAGGCGUCCCUGCGCUCGGCUUCCUCGGUGGGCUCCGUGCGGGGCGAUGAAGGUGGGGCUUAUUCGGAGUUCUAUGGGGAUUACUCUCCGUUGUUUGAUAAUCUGCAGGACCCUGAUAACAUCAGUCUGCAAGACCAAGAGGCUGACGCUGACGCUGAGGCUGCGGACCAGCCCCUGGUGGGACAGGGGAGCUUUAAGCUGGAGGGCUCCUGGCUCAAGCUGCGCCAGUUCCACGGGCUGAUCGUCAAACGCUUCCACUGCGCCAAGCGCAACACCAAGGCCCUCUUCUCGCAGAUCCUGCUGCCCGCCUUCUUCGUCUGCGUGGCCAUGACGGUGGCGCUCUCUGUGCCCGAAAUAGGUGACCUGCCUCCUCUGAUCCUCUCGCCGUCCCAGUAUCACAACUACACCCAGCCCAAGGGCAACUUCAUCCCCUAUGCCAACGAGGAGCGGCGCGAAUACCACAUGAAGCUGUCGCCCGAUGCCAGCCCCCAGCAGCUUGUCAACACCUUCCACCUGCCCUCCGGGGUGGGGGCCACGUGUGUGCUGAAGACGGCCUUCAAUAGCACCCUGGACCAGCUGGUGCAGACCCUGAACCUCAACAGCAACGAGUCCAAGAUGCUGGCGGCCAAGUACUUCGACGCCAUGUGCGUCGAUUCCUUCACCCAGGGUCUGCCGCUCUCCAACUUCGUGCCACCGCCCCCAUCCCCUGCCCCCUCCGACUACCCCGUCUCCAUGGAUGACGACAUGGUGCACGCCUGGAACUCCACCACGUACCCCUCCACUGUCAAAGAGACUGUCACUUUGGCCCCGUCCCUGCCCCGCCUCAUCCAUGAGCCCAUCAAAUGCACCUGCUCCAUGCAGGGGACGGGCUUCUUCUGCCCCAGCGGCGUGGGAGGCCACCCGCCCCAGAUGAAGGUGGUGACAGGGGACAUCCUGGUGGACAUCACAGGGCGCAACAUCUCGGAGUACAUGCUGUACACGUCGGACCGCUUCCGGCUGCACAGGUAUGGAGCGAUCACGGUUGGCAAUGUCCAGAAAUCCAUCCCAGCGUCCUUUGGCGCCCAGGCCCCUCCUAUGGUGCGGAAGAUCGCGGUCAGGAGAACAGCCCAGGUCUUCUACAACAACAAGGGCUACCACAGUAUGCCCACCUAUCUGAACGCGCUGAACAACGCCAUCCUGCGUGCCAACCUGCCCAAGAGCAGAGGGAACCCCGCCGCCUACGGCAUCACAGUGACCAACCAUCCGAUGAACAAGACGAGUGCCAGCCUCUCCCUGGAUUAUCUCCUGCAAGGCACAGAUGUGGUCAUCGCCAUCUUCAUCAUCGUGGCCAUGUCCUUCGUGCCGGCCAGCUUCGUGGUGUUCCUGGUGGCCGAGAAGGCCACCAAAGCCAAGCACCUGCAGUUUGUCAGCGGCUGCGACCCAGUGAUCUACUGGUUGGCCAACUACGUGUGGGACAUGCUGAAUUACCUGGUGCCGGCCACAUGCUGCAUCAUCAUCCUCUUUGUGUUUGACCUCCCAGCGUAUACGUCCCCCACCAACUUCCCAGCCGUCCUCUCACUCUUCCUGCUCUAUGGCUGGUCCAUCACCCCCAUCAUGUACCCAGCCUCCUUCUGGUUUGAGGUUCCCAGCUCAGCAUACGUCUUCCUGAUCGUUAUCAACCUCUUCAUUGGCAUCACGGCCACUGUCGCCACCUUUCUGCUGCAGCUCUUCGAGCAUGACAAGGACCUGAAGGUCGUUAACAGCUACCUGAAGAGCUGCUUCCUCAUCUUCCCCAACUACAACCUGGGCCACGGGCUGAUGGAAAUGGCCUACAAUGAAUACAUCAACGAAUACUACGCCAAGAUCGGGCAGUUUGAUAAAAUGAAAUCGCCCUUUGAGUGGGACAUUGUGACCCGGGGCCUGGUCGCCAUGACAAUUGAAGGCUUCGUAGGUUUCUUCAUCACCAUCAUGUGCCAAUAUAACUUCCUCCGGAAGCCACAGCGGCUGACCGUCUCCAACAAGCCCAUUGAGGAUGACAUCGACGUGGCGAACGAACGGCACCGGGUCCUGCGCGGCGAUGCCGACAACGACAUGCUCAAGAUUGAGAAUCUCACCAAGGUGUACAAAUCCCGCAAGAUUGGGCGCAUCCUGGCCGUGGACCGUCUGUGCGUGGGCGUGCGGCCCGGAGAGUGCUUCGGGCUGCUGGGCGUCAACGGGGCAGGGAAGACCACCACCUUCAAGAUGCUGACUGGGGACGAGAGCACCACCGGAGGGGAAGCCUUCAUCAAUGGGCACAGCAUCUUGAAGGAGCUCCUCCAGGUGCAGCAGAGCUUGGGCUACUGUCCGCAGUUUGAUGCGCUGUUCGACGAGCUCACGGCACAGGAGCACCUGGAGCUCUACACCCGGCUACGUGGCAUCCCCUGGAAGGACGAGGAGAGGGUGGUGAAGUGGGCGAUGAAGAAGCUGGAGCUCACCAAAUAUGCCGACAAGCCGGCCAGCACCUACAGCGGGGGCAACAAGAGGAAGCUGUCCACGGCCAUCGCCCUGAUUGGCUUCCCUGCCUUCAUCUUCCUGGACGAGCCCACGACGGGCAUGGACCCCAAGGCCCGGCGCUUCCUGUGGAACCUCAUCCUGGACAUCAUCAAAACGGGCCGCUCCGUGGUGCUGACGUCCCACAGCAUGGAGGAGUGCGAGGCGCUCUGCACCCGGCUGGCCAUCAUGGUGAACGGGCGGCUCAAGUGUCUCGGCAGCAUCCAGCACCUGAAAAACAGGUUUGGAGAUGGCUACAUGAUCACGGUGCGGACCAAGUCCAGCCUCAGCGUCAAGGAGGUGGUGCGGUUCUUCAACAGGAACUUCCCCGAGGCCAUCCUCAAGGAGCGACACCACACCAAGGUGCAGUACCAGCUCAAGUCUGAGCAGAUCUCGCUGGCCCAGGUCUUCAGCAAGAUGGAGCAGGUGGUGGACGUGCUGGGCAUCGAGGAUUACUCCGUCAGCCAGACCACACUUGAUAAUGUGUUUGUGAAUUUUGCCAAGAAACAAAGUGACAACCUGGAGCAGCAGGAGACCAGCCCCAACUGCUCGAUCCAGUCACCGCUGGAGCACAUCCUGAGCCUGCUGCGGCCCCGCGCCGCCCCCACCGAGCUGCGGGCCCUGGUGGUGGAGGAGCCCGAGGACCUGGAGACAGAUGACGAGGGCUUGAUCAGCUUUGAGGAGGAGAGGGCUCAGCUCUCCUUCAACACAGACACUCUCUGCUGAGGAGCCGGGGGGAGCGAACUCCCCAGCCUAGGAGCCGGCGACUCCCCCUUGUCCCAGUGCCCUGCCCCUCCCCGCCCUCCAUUGAGUGGCAGUCAUCCAGCAUUAGCGAGACGGGUGGCCAUCUUCACCCUCUGUCGGCAAGGCUGUGAGACGCCUGGAUCCUCCAGCCCGAACCAGAGGCUGCCAUGGGGCUGCCGCGGCAAGGCCCAGAGAGACUUGAGGGCAGAGCACUGGCCUGGAUGGACACAGGAGGCUUCUCCCCACUGGCCGGGCCCACAGCUAGGGGACCCUCGCCUUGCCUGGAGCAGCUGUUUUCCCUGCGGCAGCUGUGGGGCUGCUUGCAGUGGCAGAGGGGAGAAGGGCGGGUUGCCUGGGGGUUGCAGGAAGGUGGCAAAGAAGGAAGGAGUAAAUGUACAGAGCAGACUGCGUGCGGCCACCGCUUCCUUUGAUCCUUUCCGGAGGGACGCGAGAGGAGCCGCACCCUGCGGAGCGCGGCCAGGGCUGGCGGUUUGCUUCCCCUGGCCCGCAAAGGGCCCACCGUCCGGCUGCGCCUCCGGGGCGGAUUCCACGCGGUUACCUGGUGCUGCCCCCAGAGGCAGGAGUGGGUGGCUCAGCCGCAGAGAUGGAAGAUUUAUUUUUUUAACGAUGUGACAGAUGGCUCGGCGCAGCGACGCCGGGAGCUGGGCUUUGCUUCCCUUGGGUGUCUGGCUCAUGUGGGUUUUUAAAACAUGGGGCAGCUGCCGUGAAAUGCGGGCUUGGAGCAGGGCCGAGGGGGAAGGCUUUCCCUGCUGCCCAAAGCAGUGCUGUCAGAAACGGGCUGUCUCCCGCCAGGCUGCCGGGGUGCCGAGGGACACCGCAAGCGACUCCCAGCCACGGCUGAGCAAUCCCAGGGCUUUGAAGGCUGCUCACACUUGGCAAUGCGUCUGUGUACGAGCCCGCACUCGGCUCCCAGGCCCUGGCUGCCUGAGGGUGAGACUGCGUUCUGGCGGCAGGGCCGGGGCUGCGGGGGCAGGCAGGAGCCACGCAUCAAGCUGCUUUCACCACCAGCCCAUCCUCAAGAGCUCCGGCCCGCGGAGAUCCACGCUUUGAGGUUCAGGCCUGUCUCUAAAGCAAACUGUGUAGAGGCAGCAGCCCCCCUUUCAUUGGCCCCCCACCAACCACCCGGUCAAUCUGCUACCCCUUCCCCGUCCAGGGGGCGGCAGGACCCCAGACCUGCUUUCUUCAUCAGCAGGGAGCCAUUCUGCGACAAGGCCAGCUUGAGUUUUUCUCCAGCCGCCCCUUUGCUAUAGAAGGCAACCACCAUGCCAGCCGACUCUCAGAUGAACGGCCAGCCCCUGCGCACCCUCCCCCAGGCUAACCCAGCCCCUGUUCUGGCUUGGGUGGGUACUCACAUGAGUUUUAAUCAGACCUGUCCCCAGAACAGGGGCACAGAGAGCCCCUGCGGGGGCAGCCAGGGCAGAGUAGACUCACAGGGCACUGCAUACUCUGGCCUGAUCUCUGACACACACACCCCUUUAUUUUAAACUAGGGAGAAAAAAAUCCUGGAAUAAUUUGUAGUUAAGGAGAUGGAGGCUGGGGGCUGCCGGAGCAGGAUGGGGCCUGUCACCUCUAGGGAGCCAGUUCAGGUUGAAGGGGUAACCCUGGGAACACUUCAUGUAGCAGCAUUAGGGUUUCCAUUCCAGUGGGGUGUGGCCAUUGUGGGGAGUGGAGGGCGAUAUUACUUGUCCAGCAUCCCCCGCCCGCUGGAGCAGGCCAGCCCUCCCAUGCACAGGGUCCAGUGGAGUGCAUGGAGGCGGCUGACCUGCCUUCCUGGUCAACUGGGGCAUCCCAGUGCCAGCCGGAUGCGGCCUUGAGUUCCCAGCCAGAACACUCGGCUGCCCCCAGCUGCAUGGGGGCGUGGAGGGGAGCCUGGGACAGGAGACUGGGCAGCCCCCAAGGCGUCUUGCCACGAGAGGCACCAGGGCAGCAUGGUCGGGCCCGGGGGUGUAUCUGGGCCUGGAUUGGGUAGAGGCCUCCUGAAUCGCUGGGCCAAAGGUCCAUCCUCUCCACGGAGCUGUGGCCCUGUCUGGCAGCAUAGGAGGGAGCGGAGGCUGAAGGGAGACUGGAUGUGAUCUCGCCAAGGGGAGAUGGCCCCUGAGGGAUGCCAGGGAUCCAGGUGGGCCAAGGGCUGUGGAGGACCCCCUCGAACAUUGGAGCACAAGCAAAGCCCCCCCUCCAGCCUGGUGUGAUUCUGUUUGAGGCCAGGUAUGUGCUGCUUGGUUUCCUGGCCAUGGAGUGGCCCCUGCCCUACCUGGGCUCUGGAUCCCUGCAGCCUUCACUCUGCCACCAUUAACCCCGUACCCCUGCUGGGCCUGCCUGCGGUUUGUCCUUGCUUGAGCUGCCGUGGCCCUGGGAGCCCACACAGCAGCUAGUUCCUGCGCGAAGUGUCCGGUGUCAGAGACGUCUCAUGCCCCAGGGUUCUGCUGACAGAAGGGGGUCACUGGGCACUGGCUGCGUGGCAUCCUGGCAUUGCAUUAACAGGGUCGCCGUCAGGAUGCACCUUUUAUUUCCUGACCUGGUGGUGUUUAUAAUAAUUUAUAAAACCCAUGUCCUGAGCUGCCCCAGCAGACACACCGAUAUGUUUUUGGAGGGUUGCUCAGGAGGGCUGCACUCAGGUUUUUGGGUUUGAAGCUGUGAAUCAUAUUGGUUUUCCUUUAGUGGCAGGGCAUCAGGAUGGUUGUGGGCGUGAGGCAGCCAAGGCCCCUGCCCGCGGGCAAUGGACCGUUAUUUUAACUUUAAAAUCUGCAAUAAAAUCCAGGGUCGCUCACUUGGGCUGGCAGCCUGGCCUGAGACUGGGUAGGCAGGGGAGCAAUGUAUGUAACAUGUUGCGGGGGCGGGGCAGGGGGAGUUGAGGCGAGGGCAUGGCUGGGAGAAGGGAAGUCACACCUGUUUUCCCAGACCCUAGAGCUUCCCUUGCGAAAUACCUUCCAUGGAGAAAGCCAAGGUCUCCAUGCUGGGAGCUUCCUUGAGCCAGUCUGCUCCCUUAAUACUGGCUUCUCCCCUUCAGCGUCAGGUAGAGGGCUUGCCUGACGUGGCAGGAGUGCCAGCGCUGCCCAGCACCUUGUAACAGACUCAGCCAAUGUCCCUCCUUUCUGCGGAAGAGCCCGUGCACUGGUUUGGCUUGAACUGACUCCCCGGAGCCAGGGCUGAUCUCGGCAUGGCUCAGCCCUGGCAUCACCGCCCGGGGGAUUUCCUUUGCUCCUCUCCAAACUCUGGGGCUCAGCCAAUUUGUUCCAAUCCGCUAAGCCCUGCCUGGCUGGAGGAGGACUGGAUAUGCAGCAGCUGGUACUGUAUGGACCACUUGGCUAUUCUGGACCUACCAAUCUCCACCAGCUACUGAGUGCCCAUUGCCAAGGGGACCUAUGGGGGGUGUCUGCCCACUUCAUCGCCUUUGCUCAUCUUGUAGUUCUUUGUGUCUUGGCAGCUGUUUGCUGGCCCCCGUGGGCUCUGUUCUCAUAGGGCCUUGGAGGAUGGUGCUCCAGGAGGGCGGAGGCUCCGUCAGGUGUGGAAGCCAGGUGCGGGCCAGCGGUGCUUUCGCUCAGGGUGGCGCGUUGGUUCUCAGACUCAGCAUCGCCCCACCCUUGUAAUGGUUUGUCUUUUCCAUGGAGGGUGGCUGCUGUUUGCGAAGCCCCUUCAGUGUGGUGACAUCGUCCCAGCACGUGGGUCCCACCAGGGCUGCCUGCAAAGUCAAGAGGGAGCCCAGCGGCAAGGGUCAGCCCUGGGCUCAGCGUCCCACCUCCGUCCCCAGCCCCAAAGACCUGUUUGUAUUCAGGGGCUCUAGCCUCACUACACAGGGGAGGUAGCCGUUUGUCAGCCAGGUGUGUGCCUGUGGGAGCUCUGCAAAGCAUUGGGGGGGGCGGGGGGGAGCCAGCAGGGGCUCCCCAGGCAGCUGGUGGUGCUGCUGGGUUAAAGCCCUGUACGAAUGCACAGGUACGUGCCCACCCCCUUCUGGCCUAUGAGCUAGUGGCUCAGGGCUGGGCCUGCAGCAGCGUUCUGCUCCUGGCACCCCCGCCCAGUCCCGUAUCCCAAGUCAGUCCUACCCUGCCAUCUCCCUGGGAAAGGGGCUGCCCCCUGCCCUACUGUUCAGCCUACUCCCCCGUUCCUCCAGGGCUGGGCCACCAAAACGAUGGCUCCGGAUCAUCCCGCCGCACUGCAGGGGUGUUAGAAACCCAGGCCCAGAAGCACAUUUAGCAAAUGGCCCCAGGCUUUAUUCAUGGUCCUGGCCUGCUUCUCCCUGGGCUUUGGGAAUGCUGCCAGUGCCUCAUGCAGGGGCUGUUCGGCUGCCUUGGCCCCAUGGUGACCCAGCUGCACGUUCCCCGCCGGCUUCACUGGGAAGGCCAAGCUGCUGUGCCUGAGCGAGACCCCCCUGUGCUUUGCUUUCAGUGCCCACCCACACAACUCUGGGCUGUAAGGGCUGCAGGUCCUGCCCCCCCCAGCCCCCGACCCACUUGCUGUAGUCCAGCCACCUCCCCACCAGCCAUCUGCUACCCAGGGGGCUUGGCGAUCCCAGUGGGGGGUGGGGGAAGGAGCCCUGCAGCUGAGUGGGAGAUGGGGAGGGGCCUCUCCCAAGCAAUUCAGGGGCUGAGUGGGGAGAGCAGCAUCAGGGGUCGGUGGGGGAACGGUCAGCAGAGCUCACUCUCCGAGGCUGGGGCUUGCCGUGUGUGCCCUGAGACAGACCGUGCCUGCCUCUGUGGUAGCACCAAGCUGGCCAGGCUUCAGGUCCUGCAGGUUCUAGAUUGUGAUACGAUAGACGUGUAUUUUUCCCCUAUUGAAAGUACCAUUUUCAGACCAUGUAUUUUUAAAGCAUUUUGAAAAUUGGUCAGUUUGUGUCACUGUUAAAGUCGGGGGCGAUGUGUUUGAUGGGGCAGCCUGCAGGCUCGCCUCUGUCCGUGGGGCUGCCCCCAGCAAAGCCCUGCUUGGCUCCAGCCCCGGUCAAAAGACAUACAGGCCUCAGGAGAGGAUGAGUGAUGUCAUCCCCAAAGCCCUGCCCCCGGAAGUGACAUCACAACAUCAGCCAUUCAUCAAAGCCAUGAUGUCAUUCCCCCCGUCCUGCCUCUUGAGGAGAGGACUUGCCCGUAUAACUAGAACCACCCCACGGUUGGCAGCGCCGUAUCUCCAGCUUCACCCCAGUGCAGCAAAGACCAGAAUUCUGCCUGUGCUUCUUGCAGGGCUGGGCACUUCGGGCUGCCUGACGGCUCACACCAUAGACGCUUCCUCCCCCUCCACUUGCUCCCUUCGCUUCCAGUCCCCCUUCUCCGCUUCCUGCCUGCAAACAGCAGCACGCCCUGCCUGGCCUCCUUCAGCUUCCUCCUUAAAAGCCACUGCAGGAAAUCCCUCCUCGUUCCCGAUCCCCUGCUCCCUCUCUCAGCCAGUAUCUUGUCUUUGCUUUCUCCAGUUCUGGACCUGAUCCUGCUCUCACUCCGUUGACAUUUACACCAGUGGGAGCAGGAGCAGGCCCAUAACUCUUCAUUGGGGGUGCUUUUUAAAUCAUCGUAAUACCAAAUGCCACCUGUAGGCAGUGCUACAGCUGCCUGGGGCACCAGCCCUGAGGGGAGUCCAACUUUCAGCUUGCUCGUUAGCACUUGGUUUAAUUGGAGUUUCUGCUGUGUUAAAAAGGAACGUGGAAAUUGGGACUAAAUCCAGGCUACGCGGCAGGAAAUCUGCUUCUGUCCCAGAGACUCUCUAGAUUUCUUUCCCUCUUUUAAUAAUCUGCUGUGAGAGCCCAAGGCAGGUGAGUUACAUGAUCAGUUCAGGGCGAAGGGACGGGUACUCUGUCCUGGUUCAGAAGCUUUGGGCUGGUCCGGACAGAAGUAACACCCACUCACCUAAAGCGGUCUAGUUAGACCAGAGCAGCCUCCCUGUGCAGACCCUCUCGAAUGGGUGUGGGGGUGGCAGCUCCUGGUUUAGCUGGGUUGGUCUGUCAUUGCUGUGAGUGUCCACACAAGAAGGUUGUGCCAAUUUAGAAACUGAUUGGGUUAGACAGGUGCAAUUAACUGGCCCUCAGCCAGGGAGUUCAGGCCUCAGAGCCACCGGGGCUCCCUCACCGGGCUGAGGCCCAGUUAAUUCCAUCCAAUUUCUUAUUGGGAUCAGCCUGGCCACCAGUUUCCCCCCUAGCUGCCCAGUUGGAUUGGGUGGAGCACCCGUGUGCAGAGCCUCUGUGCAAGGCCAGGUGCUGCAUAACCCUUCAGGCCAGGGCUUCAUCAGGGCCUGUGUAACCCACACACCUCCUGGGUGUGCUGCUCUACCCAUCUAGGGCACCAAGACCACUUUGAGAGAGAGAAAGAGAUUAAUGAGUCUGCUCUACAGCCUUAGCUAACAGCCAGUUGGCUUUUAGCUCAUGCACUAAGCUCCCGAUUCAAUCCUGCCUGCCGUUGACCGGGGUCUGUCAGCGUUACACCUGGGCUUCAUGCUGCCCCAUAGCCUGGGGCGAAUGGCACCCACAGAAACAGGGCCCCUUUUUCUGAGUGCACCUCCCUCUUGCUGCCACCUUCUGACUCAAGCUCCUCUUCUCCUGGCAUUCCCUCAGCAGCCAGAGGCCUUGAGCUUCUGGAGGAACAAAGCAUCUGGUGCUGAGCCUCACUGAUCCGAAGGGGGGGUGAGUGAGAGAAGCAGAGCUGUCUGUGAUGGAGCAACUCGUGUGGCCCCUUCCCUCAGCCAGGGGUUCAUCUCAAAGGGCAGCAAUCCGGGCAGGGCUGCCGUAGCUCACACACACGCUGGUGGUGGCAUUGGAGACACGGAAGGAGAGGUGGAAAUUCGUUUUAAGCCCUGCUAACCCAAUCUGGCUCUUUGGCCCCCUCUCGAGGCUAGGUCAUGUAUUGCGGGGUACGCAGUUGCUGGCUGCGACCUACAAGGUCUGGCCCGUUCACUCAAGCAGAAGAGGCCUCUGGUUUUUAGCUCCGGAGGUCCCAGGUUCUGAUGGCCCCAACCACAGUUCCAAGGGACCGUGCGUAACCACUGCUGUCCCUUGUAACAGUGCCCUAAAGCCGCGGUUCCCAAACUGGGGGGCAGGCCUCCCACGGGAGGCUCAGGCAUGUGUCAAGGGAGGCGAGAGCUUUGUGCCUUUUCUCAAAGAGCACUGACUGUCAGCCCGAGUGGCUGGGGCUCACGCAGAAGGGCCGUGCACACCUGGGAGGUGGGGAUAAAGGGACAGUCAGAAUCCCACCACCCUGGGGCUGAAAGCCGGAGUCCCGCUGCUUGGGCUCUCCUUCCUCCCCAUCCCCGUCCCUCGCCUGGAGGCAGCAGAGCUCCAGCUAUCAGCCCCGGGGUGGCAGCAGCAGCGCAGAAGUAAGGGUGGCAAUGGGGCGCGGUCUGCUGUGAAAAGUGAGAUUGACGAAUAUCACUUGUCACGUUGUCUCCCUUGCUGCCUUUGGUGCUGCUGCUGGCACGGCGCAGCCUUCAGAGCCGGGCGCCCGGCCGGCAGCCGCCGCUCUCCGCUCCGCCCUCGGGGCCGGGCGCCCGGCCGGCAGCCGCCGCUCUCCGCUCCGCCCUCGGGGCCGGGCGCCCGGCCGGCAGGCGCCGCUCUCCGCUCCGCCCUCGGGGCCGGGCGCCCGGCCGGCAGCCGCCGCUCUCCGCUCCACCCUCGGGGCCGGGCGCCCGGCCGGCAGGCGCCGCUCUCCGCUCCGCCCUCGGGGCCGGGCGCCCGGCCGGCAGGCGCCGCUCUCCGCUCCGCCCUCGGGGCCGGGCGCCCGGCCGGCAGCCGCCGCUCUCCGCUCCGCCCUCGGGGCCGGGCGCCCGGCCGGCAGCCGCCGCUCUCCUGGGUGGAGGUAAAAGUACUUGGGGGGGAUGGGUUUAAACAACUACAGACACAAAGGGGGGGUAAUGAAAUAAGCUUGAGAACCACUGCCCUAAAGCUUCCAAGGGGAUGGGUCCCUCGGAGGCUCAGUGGUGCUGCUCCCACAAAGGCCUGGCCCAUGCAGGGCUUUCUGAGCUGUUGCCUUCCCUUUGGUUAUUUGAGCCCCGCUGUCCAGCGUGCUGCCUUAACUCCAUUUUCUUGUUUGGUUUGGGUCCCCCAGCCCUCUCCUCAGCUGCCAGCUUUCUCUGUUAUGGCCAGGGGCAGGGGGGGUGCUGUUUGAUUGCACCACACGGAUGGCGUGGGAGGCGCAGACGAGUGGGGACGGCCUGGAAGAGCCUGUAUA